AUGCGGGGGCGUUCCUUUUCCCGCUCCGUUUCCACGUCAGCAUCAGGCGGCCGAUUCGGGGAAUUUGAGGCCAUAUGGGAAGCGGAAAGCCGGGAUGGGGAUUGGGACGACGGCGAUUCGCCUACCUUUGCCCGCGGAGUGACCGCCACGCUAGGGCGCAGAAGCAGCGGAAACAACGGGAGCAGCGGAAGCGUCGCAGCUGAGUCGUCUUCCGGUUUUCCCAGCCGAAGCGACAGUAGGGUCUUGGGACUGGAGAAAACGGCAGAGACGGCAGAAAUGACGGCGGCCGGCGCGGAGCUCGCGGAGGCGAUGGCGGAGAGCGGCACGAUGGGCCCCGCCGCGCUAUUGAUGGAUCGCUUCGAUUGCGACGGCGGCGGUGGCGGUGGCACUGGCGCCGUGUCGGCACGGCAGCGGUUCCCAGAUUUUGCCGAGGAGGGCUUGCCACGUGGUGCUCCGAGCACGUCCGUCUUGACUAACGGUUCACAUGCCAACCUGCUGACCGGCUCGCUAAGCGGUUUGCCGACUCCGUCAGCUCUGCCAACGUUUUCUGUUUUUCCAAGACACUCUGACUCUGCUGUGCACUUACGAAAGCCCCUGGAAAUUUCCGAGCAUCUUCCUUCGUCAGCGCGGGCCACGUCAGCACGCGCGCAGCCGGAAAUGUUCCGCGGUAAGGGCUCGGCUCGGGGGCUCUUAAACCCUGGCGCGGUGACCCUGCCGCUGUUCCACGUGCGCGAAGGGUUCUGCGCGUCUUUCUCCGCACCCGGGGGAGGGUUUGGCGCGCCCGCGUCGUCCGCGCGACUGAGGCGCCGCGUCACCGCCCCGGCGUUCGCUCCGUUUCUGAAGGCCGCGUCUGCGCCGCCCGCAGCCCCAUCCGCCCCUUCCGCGGCCGAGCCUGCGUCAAUCGCAACCGGAUCUGCGCCGCCCACAGGGUCCUCGGUACAAGCAGCCCCUUUAUCGUCCACAGUUGCGUUUAAACAGUCUAUACUGUCGGCUAUUGGUGCCAAGCCUGCUGCUGGUAACCCGAUUCCCGCCACCGCCAAGCCUCCCUCGCGCAGACUCCCCGCGUAUUCCCGUUCCGCUUCCCGAACCCGCUCCGCCUCGUCCGCACCCUCCGCUCCCCCCGCACACCUCCGCAGUCCCGAUCUCGUCGCGCCGCAAUCCCUCCCCGCGCGCCCCACCUCCCCUACGCCCACGCUCCCCCCUUCCCCCGCCCGCCAAGCCCCUCACUUCGCCCCCUUGCCCGAGCGCAAGGCUCCGCCUGCCCUUUCCCCCGCUCUCCCGCAAGAGCUCCAGCCUGCCGGCCGCUCCGCCGGCCGGCCGCGGCGCCUGCCGGCCGUGCACGCGCUGGCGGACGGCGCGCUGGCGCUGCUGGUGCCGCUGGCGGGAUCCGGGCCGCAGGUGCUGCAGAUGCUGGGCGGCCCGGCGGAGUGGGUGAGGCGGUUCGUGGUGUCGAUGGGUCUGGCCGUGGCGCUGUACAGUGUGAGCGUGAUCGCCGCCGUGACUGCCGCGUUCUACUGGGCCUGGUGGCCGAUCUGGCGCGCUGUGGCGAAGAAUCUAGCGAUGCGCGUUCGGUACAGACAUGCUGGGUUGUGGAAGGCGCGGCUGCUGGACUUGCAGGUGGUGCGUGUGGGGAGGCAGACCAGGUGGCGCGUGCUGAUUGGCGACCACAGCCGCACCACCCUGGAGAUGGAAGUUGUGCCGCCUCACAAGAGUGUGCGCCUGAGCCGCGGCGACCCAGUGGAGCUUCUUGUCCUAUCUGACUGCCCCUCGCUCUCGCGAUUCCGCGCCGCCCGGGAAAUCUUCUUUCCCCAGCGGUCCCUCUGGCUGGUGGGGGACAAGCAGGCGUGUGUGGAGCGGUCAGUGUUUGAGGAGAUGAGGAGGAAGGUGGCUUUAAGAGCCGCUGUGGAGGAUGGGGAGGACAGUGAGGGGGAGGACUGGGAUGGGCUGUACUCGUUAUUGACUGAUGAAAACGAGCAGCUGCUGCAGAAUUAUAGUUAUAACGAGGCGUCUAGUAUGCAGGCGGAGAUGGAAGGUGGUGGGGGGAAGGGUGUCGGGGGGAGUCUGGGGGGAGGGUUACCUGGGGUGGGUGGUUUCGAUGGGGUGGCUGGGGGUAUGUCUGGGGGAGGCGCGACUCUGGGCGGAAUCACUUCUUUCCCUGAAGAUUUGGGGGUAAAGGAGGAGCAGGAGUUAAUGGCCCAUCAGGGGUUGUUGGAUUACUCUGCGAUGGAGGGAGCAGGUUCGGGAGGAGGAUUCCGAGACCCGGCGCUGGUUAGUAGCUUCGGCGGCGGAGGCUCGGUAGGGGCGGUGGCGGAUGGGUUGGCAGCUUCGUCGUCGUGCCUGAUGGAUGGUGGAGGCUCGGGGCCGCUGUCUGUGCUUCUGAGUGACAGCCAGGAUUCGGAGUUGCUGGAAAGGUUACGGGAGGUAUGA
Messenger RNA from Closterium sp. Naga37s-1, 2427 nucleotides. NCBI's taxonomy places the organism in Eukaryota, Viridiplantae, Streptophyta, Zygnematophyceae, Desmidiales, Closteriaceae. The record is from the annotation of a GenBank genome assembly.